This is a messenger RNA of Drosophila melanogaster (fruit fly), 413 nucleotides long. RefSeq names its product histone H4. Bases 57 to 368 code for a protein of 103 amino acids. Gene Ontology annotation, cellular component: nucleosome; nucleus; chromosome. Gene Ontology annotation, molecular function: DNA binding; protein heterodimerization activity; structural constituent of chromatin. The record is from RefSeq and is marked reviewed. The transcript has a single exon. NCBI's taxonomy places the organism in Eukaryota, Metazoa, Arthropoda, Insecta, Diptera, Drosophilidae.
UUAGUUCUUUAGUGACUUUCGUGCUGUGCGUGUAUAAUAGUAUAGAACAGUGAAAAAUGACUGGUCGUGGUAAAGGAGGCAAAGGCUUGGGAAAGGGUGGCGCCAAGCGUCAUCGCAAAGUGCUGCGUGAUAACAUCCAAGGUAUCACGAAGCCUGCUAUCCGCCGUUUGGCCCGUCGAGGCGGUGUGAAGCGCAUAUCUGGACUCAUAUACGAGGAAACGCGUGGCGUUCUGAAGGUUUUCUUGGAGAACGUAAUUCGUGAUGCCGUGACCUACACGGAACACGCCAAGAGGAAGACAGUUACAGCCAUGGAUGUUGUGUACGCUCUGAAGAGGCAAGGCCGCACCCUCUACGGAUUUGGCGGUUAAAAAGUGUACAUCCUGUGUACCCCUAUUAAGCAAUCGGUCCUUUUC